UCGCCCAGCCAGUCUAGAGUGCGAGCGAGCUGCGUGUGCCGAUUCUGUGAAUGCGCGGCUCAGCGGCAUCUUCUUCUUCCUUCCCUCCUUUCUUCCUUCCUUCCUUUUGUGUUGACGGUAAUCUAUCCGAAGUGAUCUCUGACCGCAUCACCAAGCGCACCAUGGUGACCAUGGAGGAGCUAUGCGAGAUGGACUGCAAUGUUUUAAAAAGGCUUUUGAGAGACGAUAACGGCAAAUGUUUGGUGCUAGACUGCAGGUCCUUCCUGGCGCACAGCGCGGGUCACAUCCGAGGGUCGAUAAACAUUCGUUGUAACACCAUCGUCAGGAGACGGGCCAAGGGCUCGGUCAGUCUGGACCAAAUUUUGUCCGGAGACGAGGAGGUACGAUCCAGUCUAAAAUCGGGACUUUACUCGGCGGUCAUUCUCUACGAUGAACGGACCCCGCAUAUUGACUCCAUAAAAGACGACAGCACAAUCACGCUGGUGCUUAAGGCGCUCUACCGGGAUUCCUACGGGACGGAGCUCUAUUUGCUCAAAGGAGGUUAUGACAAGUUCGCCUCAGAGUAUCCGGAAUACUGCUUGAAAACGAAAAGCCUCUCCGGAGCCGCCCUUUUGUCAAGCACGGAUGCCACUGAAACCAGCUGCACUUCCUGUGGGACCCCUCACCACGAUCAGGGUGGACCUGUUGAAAUUUUGCCCUUUCUCUAUCUGGGCAGUGCCUACCACGCUUCUAGAAAAGACAUGUUGGAUGCUUUGGGAAUUACUGCCUUAUUAAAUGUGUCUUCAAACUGUCCAAACCAUUUUGAAGACGUAUACCAAUACAAGUGCAUCCCGGUGGAAGACAACCACAAGGCUGACAUCAGUUCCUGGUUCAUAGAGGCAAUCGAAUACAUAGACUCCGUGAAGGAUUCCAAUGGAAGGGUGCUGGUCCACUGCCAAGCGGGCAUUUCUCGUUCUGCUACAAUUUGCUUGGCCUACCUAAUGAAGAAGAAACGAGUAAAGCUGGAGGAGGCCUUUGAGUUUGUCAAACAGCGGCGGAGCAUCAUCUCCCCCAACUUCAGCUUCAUGGGCCAGCUUCUGCAGUUCGAGUCCCAAGUGCUUGCCACUUCGUGCUCGGUGGAGGCGGCGAGUCCAUCAGCUGUACGGAGCAAAUCACCAGCUACUCCCACCUCACAGUUUGUCUUCAGUUUCCCGGUUUCUGUAGCGGUCCACACGCAGACAAGCAGCCUGACGUACCUACAGAGCCCCAUCACCACGUCGCCCAGCUGCUGAAGAGCUAAGCCUCCAAAGACGAAACUGAACUUUCGGCCUUAGAACUGCCCGACGUUCAAGGGUUUGUGCUGUGACAGAUCGUAAAGGGACACGUCUAGGGUGACCUUCGUUUUUUUGUGUUUUGUUCACUUUCUAUCAAGUUUCGCACGGUAGCAACACUGAUCCUCAGACGCCUGUCCUGAUCCAUUUCAAACACUGGGAAGAAAUGACACCGAAGGUGACGAGAACCAGGAGAAGGUGCAGAGCAGGAACGGUUUUGAAUAUGUGCUCACGUUUGGAACAAUGAAUCUCUCGUUUGCAAUAUGAUCUUUUUCCGACUCGAUAGUUCCACACAAUUUUAGUGUUGUGGUUGCAUACAAGGUUUGCCAUUUUAUAUUUUUUUAAUCGAACCAAGUAGAAAUUCUAUUUUUUAUUUUGAUACAGUGCUGUAAUAUAUUUUGAGAGCUGCGUAUAUGGCGUGUGGCGCGCUUCUCUAAUCCUGGACGUGAUACAAACCUUUUAGCACUGACGCAGAGAACCGAUGCACACAGUCUCCCACUUUUACCAAACAAAAUGCCUUUUGGAACUGUUUCUGAGAAAGACAAAGCGGCAAAGCUCAACAGGGCAUGAAGGAAGAAUCACAGUGAGGGCAGCAGUAUGGAUCCUGAAACGUCAGGCCCCUUCCACAAAUCUGCACAAGAUUUCCUUUUUGGUUUUUUUAUUAUUAUUAUUAUUUUUUUUUUUUAUUUCAUGGUGCCUUGAUGUGCCGAGGGAGGUAAUCAGUGUUCCGAAAAGUCUUGAGAGGCUCUCAGCUGAAGGAUGCCAACAGAUACCAGCCAGGGGGUGGGGUGCGCAUGGAGCCUAGCCUGUCAAGUCUGCAAUACAAACUCUUACCAAGUGCUGGACGUUUUUUUUUUGUAUGCCACUAUGGAAACUGCUUUCCAUUUAUUUUUUUUCCAAGAGAGCAAUAACAUUUGGUAGCCUCUGAGUUUUUUUUCUUUUUUUUUUUGCCAUUACAAAAGAAAGAAGACUUUUUUGAAGGGGUCAGUUUUUAUUUCAUUUGACUUGUGUUCACCUUUGUUGUACCUCAUUUUUAAAAUAAGAGACUUAAAGACACUCAAAUGAAGCUUUACUGGGGUUUCAAGUUAACAUUGAUAACAAAAGAAAAAAAAAAGAACACUUCCUGGGACACGUUGAACUGGAAAUGGUUGGAAGCACUGGAAAUCUUCAUUGUUCUUGAAACAGGCCAUCAGACUUUAUGAAUGGAGUGAAGAACUUCACCUUGUAGUUUGUAGAAUGAGAACGACAAUACCACUGUAGGGACCCGUGUGUGUGUGUGUGUGUGUAUAUAUAUAUAUAU
Polypterus senegalus (gray bichir) is the source of this 2610-nucleotide messenger RNA. RefSeq names its product dual specificity phosphatase 4 (gene dusp4). The record is from RefSeq and is a predicted model, not a curated record. The coding region runs from base 51 to 1271 and encodes 406 amino acids. The transcript is spliced from 4 exons. Gene Ontology annotation, molecular function: protein tyrosine/threonine phosphatase activity; MAP kinase tyrosine/serine/threonine phosphatase activity. Gene Ontology annotation, biological process: protein dephosphorylation; endoderm formation; negative regulation of MAPK cascade. Lineage: Eukaryota; Metazoa; Chordata; Cladistia; Polypteriformes; Polypteridae. Gene Ontology annotation, cellular component: nucleus; cytoplasm.